Orussus abietinus is the source of this 6405-nucleotide messenger RNA. It is a transcript of the gene Flo2, whose product is annotated as flotillin-2. The record is from RefSeq and is a predicted model, not a curated record. The coding region runs from base 16 to 1290 and encodes 424 amino acids. Lineage: Eukaryota; Metazoa; Arthropoda; Insecta; Hymenoptera; Orussidae. Gene Ontology annotation, cellular component: plasma membrane. Gene Ontology annotation, biological process: protein localization to plasma membrane; regulation of myoblast differentiation. The transcript has 8 exons.
CCUCUUCGCAUCGAGAUGGGGAAUGUCCACACUUGCGGCCCUAACGAGGCUCUCGUCGUAUCAGGCGGAUGCUGCGGGUCCAUGAAGAAGCGGACCAUCGUCGGCGGUUACGCGUUCACCUGGUGGUUCGUGACCGACGUGCAGCGACUGUCUCUCGAGGUGAUGACCCUGAACCCGGUCUGCGAGAGCGUGGAAACCGCCCAGGGGGUUCCCUUGACCGUCACCGGCGUGGCCCAGUGCAAGAUCAUGAAAGCCGACGAAUUGCUGCACACCGCCAGCGAGCAGUUCCUGGGGAAGAGCGUCCACGAGAUCAAGUCGACCAUUCUCUCCACCCUGGAGGGACAUCUUCGCGCGAUCCUCGGUACCUUGUCGGUGGAGGAAGUUUACAAGGACCGGGACCAGUUCGCCGCUUUGGUCCGCGAAGUGGCAGCCCCGGAUGUCGGUCGGAUGGGCAUCGAAAUCCUGUCUUUCACUAUAAAGGACGUUUACGACGACGUGCAGUACUUGGCAUCUCUUGGGAAGGCGCAAACCGCGGCUGUCAAAAGGGAUGCGGAUGUUGGCGUUGCCGAAGCGAAUCGAGACGCUGGGAUUCGGGAAGCCGAGUGCGAAAAGGCAGCGAUGGACAUCAAGUACAACACCGACACGAAGAUCGAAGACAACGCGAGGUUGUUCCAACUUCAGAAAGCCAACUUCGACCAGGAAGUUAACACCGCGAAAGCCGAAGCCCAACUCGCGUACGAACUUCAAGCCGCCAAGAUCCGUCAGCGAAUCCGAAACGAGGAGAUACAAAUCGAAGUCGUGGAGAGGCGCAAGCAGAUCGAAGUCGAGGAACAGGAAGUGAAGCGAAAGGAACACGAGCUUCAAAGCACCGUCCGCUUGCCGGCCGAAGCCGAGCACUACAAAAUCGGAAAGAUCUCCGAGGGCAAGAGAACCCAGACGGUGGACGGAGCGAAAGCGGAAGCGGAAAAGAUCCGUUUGAUAGGAGAAGCGGAAGCUCACGCCAUGGAAGUCGUCGGGGUGUCGGAAGCGGAGAGAAUGAGUAUGAAAGCUGCGAUUUACAAGAAGUACGGAGACGCCGCGGUUCUUAACAUCGUGCUGAACGCCUUGCCUAAGAUUGCUGCGGAGGUUGCUGCGCCAUUAGCUAGGACGGAAGAAAUAGUUCUCUUAGGAGGAAAUGACAAAACCAGCGGGGAGAUCAAUCGACUCGUUGGCCAGGUUCCCCCGGCCGUUCAGGCUUUGACGGGAGUAGAUUUGUCAAAGGUAUUAGGAAAAAUACCGGGGGCCAAAUAAUAAUCUUUAAUUGUGAAUCCAGUACCCGGAGGCGCGAUUUUGGAAAGCCGAGGAGGGAAAUCAAAGGUAAACUUUCCGCUGCUACGCCUCCACUUUUCUGCUUAUCCGCUAUCCAAGAUCUGCCAGCGGCGUGCAUCUUUUCUCAUUUCCCCGAAUAAUAUAUAAAAAGCAUUGCUCUAACAUUCCUCGCCAUGACAUGAGAUAUUAAAUAUUGCGUGUCCAUGGGCGAUAGACCAUGUUCAACGUGCACGAAUUAACGCGAUUAACUCGAUUACUACUUUACUCGUCGUCAGGCGGAAGAUACGUAAAUUUCGUGGUCAUCUGCGAAACGACGAGAUUAGAUAGAAAAUCAAUUCUCUCCGGAUGCCGCUAAACCGCGUUUAUUCACCCUUUUCCCUUUUUCUACUCUUUCUUUCUUCGCUAAAAAUGCAUCUGUACGAUACACUUCGAACAAAGAGAUAACUCUGUCCAGUACUAAUUUCCAAUGUUAAAAGGCGCACUUUCUCCGAGUGCGGAAUCGAAUCAAACAACAAAUUUAUAUUUUAUUGUAAGGAGUAAUUUUUGUCCCUCGAGUUUUCAGUACCUUUAGCAAAGUACCGCUGCCAUAUUGGAAUGUUAAUCGACAAGCCACAGAUCUUUGACAUAAGUACAAGUUUAUGGUGCAACGGAGUGGGAUAAAAAAAUGACUUCCAACGGGUAUCAUUUGAGAACAAUCAUUUUCUUUUCGUAGAUCCCGUUGCUCCGAUAAUUGUCCUUACGUCAAAGGCAAAUCGAACUCAUUCGGCAUAGGAAAUCAUAAUUUUUCAACGAUAGGUUUCUACAAUUAUAAAGAAAUUGUAACCAAAUUAUAACCAGAAACGCCUCCAAAUUGUAUGUUUAAGAGAUUGCUGGCGUGUGUGUGCAUUACGUGCGUUUAGUCGAAGGACAUUAGUUUUUAUCCAACUACUUAUAAAGUUGUAAACAAAGCGUGCAAUUAGAAUCUUUUUGGCAACUCGACUGUUAGCGAUUUUUUCACCGAGACAAUAUCCGGGAAAUACGCGAGCAGGACCGUGUCGACGUGUUCGUAAUUGAACGAUUUUUCUCUACAAAAUGUUACACAUUGUUUCGCAUAGGUAUUCACAUCUCGUUUUCAAGCUCUUGACAUAGUCCGAGUUUGAUUUUGAUCGUGGAAUUUUGUAAAUCAGACGUGCAAAAGGCGAGCUUGAGAAACCUCAUCUCGCUCCUUAUGUUCCUUAUAUUUGUAAACGAUUAUUACAAAUUCCAGUUAUUUCUCGUUAUUGUACGACGCUUUCUAGUAUUCUAGUACGACGUAUAAUAGCCUCACGUAAAGAGACAGUACAACAAUGAGCUUAAAUGAGACGUGAAUAUUUACAGGAGUAGGAAAAGGCGGAUAUUUUUUUUUAUAAGCAAAUGUGGAUAUACCCCGAUUUGUGGAACGUAUAAGAACGCAGUUUUUUUCCUUUUGUUUUGGCUCUCUCGCCUCCGUUGAAACCGAAAAAUUCGCGCUUAUAUCUGUAUUUGGCGCGAAAUGCCGUCGAGUUUCUUUAUCACUAAAAUUUUGAAAGUGAGUCCUAUUAAGCUCAAUCUUGUAUAAUUAAGCAACAAAUUUACGUAAAUUUUUAUUUCGAGAGAUACUGUGCCAUAUGUGUAUAGAUUAACUAAUUUUAUAAUUGUUUUGAAGAUGCAACGAGACCUCCGAAUAACCGACCGAGCCAUUUUUUUAAUCACAUUUUUCUGCUCUCUUCGUUAAGGCAGAUUAUUAUAUCGAGCCGGAGUAAAAUUAAUAGAAAUUAAUUACCGUCUUAAUUACGGAAAAUCGAUGAAAUCUCGCAUCCCUUUCCGUCAAAUUCUCGAGAAAACAAAUAAUCGACUGGAAAUAGGAAAAUAAAAUGUUUUCUGGGAAACAUUUUACCCCAAGCUUGACGACGUCAAUUUUGAGUUCUUUUUGAAUGUAAAGCUUAAAUUGACGUGCUAAAAAAUGAGCGAAAUAAAAAUAGUGCUUUCAGUUAUUACUUAAUCAAUAAAUCGAUUUCGGCAGUAAUUAGCGAUGAGAUGAAUGACGAGUCUAUCGUUAACGAAAGUUUUCACUAUUGUGUUCAACGUAAGUAGAUAAUAUUACGAGAGAAAAAAAAUAGAAAUUGAGUCUUCGUACAAAUAACGGCAAUUGCGAAUUAAUCUCAAAAGACGUUGUAAAUAUGCUUAGAGUUGUUAAACGACUGGAACGAAGAAAUUGAAUUUCACGUAACUAACGGGCCGCUCGAAUUUCCAAAAAUCGCCAAUUUUUUACCCGAUUUUUUUACUCCUGACCAUUUAUCGAUAACUUAUUCGUCGUAAAACGGAAGAAACGUUAGCAGAUUUCUUAUGAUUUUGUUAGUUUAAUGGAAAAUCGGUUUUAAACGAGAAUAAAUAUUAAUCCGUAGAGCUAAGUGCCAAGCUGUACAUUAUUUAAACGAGAAAACAUCUUAGCCAGUAUCUAUUGAUUGUCGAAAAAGAUAUUUGAUAUAAUCGAGUACAAAGAAUUCUCUGAAGGGACUAAGCCAGUACUAAUCUAAGAAGCGAGUACUUUAUACUUUGCACUUCGUUCUUACACACGACACUGGGAGGAAUUACUCGAAUGGCUUCGAAACCUCUUCCUCUUGAAAUCACUUCUUUCACCACACGCGCGAGAGAGAGAAGUAAUCCAGAAAAUUUAUCUGAGUUCACUUGCACUUUGUGUGAGUUCACUAUUCGAGGUACAUAGAGACGUACUGCAAGUGUUCGAUCGACGACAUCACAGAAACUCCAAGUUUCUGGGGGAACGUUGGCUUAGGUUAAGUGACGAUGAAAUUGCGAUAAAUUAAUAGCGAAUAACUUUAGCGUCCUCCUCUAGAACGAUAACUUUUCACUGUUCGGCUUCGAAGAGUAAGGUCCACAUCUUUCGGAGCAUUAUCGUUACUUUCCAAAUCCCCCGAAAAUGUUACGUUUUCGAGAAGUAUUCGUGAAAAGUCUCGAUUCCAAACCUGGAAAAAGAAUUAACUCUUAAUCAACGAUUUUCGUGCAAUUAGAAAUUCUUUCUUAAAUUGUAUUACAACGGAAUCCAGACCAUAUUGUUUAGUUCGAUCGAUAUCAAAAUGUUUUACUGAACCAAUUAAUAGGUUUACUUGUUUAUUUACCUUAGAGACUUUUCAUGACUUCCAUGCAAAUAUGUACUAAGGAACGUCUACCAUGUAAGUUACCGUCUGCACUGUUUCAUCGACAGAUAGAUAUGAAAAGCCGCAAGUUGAUUUUCCUCCGAUCGAGUAGAUAAAUUAGAACGAUAUACAUAUAUACAUAAAUAAAUCUAUAUAAAUGUAUAUUCUUUAAAAUGAUUACAAUAUAGCUAAUAGGGAAACAAUGAAUUCUGUAUAUACUCCCCUGACGAAGAAAGAUAUUUAGGUAAAGUGUUCCACUCUCAAUGUUGCCCUCGUCGCGGAUUAAAUGUAUCGUUUAAUACGAGACGCAAGUCAUUUGCAUUUUUUUAAUUGCGAUUACACGUUGCCCGUAAAGUCAUCUCAACAUUGAUGACAAAGCACUGCGAGUCGAGUGUCGUAUUUUUGCGUAACCAAUUGCCGUAACCUAAAACGAUCUGCCAUCUACGAGUUGGAGAAACUCUGUGGUAAAAGUAAACAAAAUCUUGAUUAGAAGUCUUAAGGAAAUUUUAGAAACGUUUAGAUUUACCUCAGCUAAAGGAUAAUCAUUCUUACGAUUGUCCAAAGCCAUUAGGAAAAAGAAAGAGAAAAACUUGCGACCGAAAGGCAAGACAUCGCGAGUCUCUAAGGACCAUUUUCGAUCGCUAUGACUAGGGAAUAUGGUCUUUACGGUAACGGUGCCUCGAGAUGUUUUACCUCGCAAUAUGAACCAGUUACCACUACUACUAAUUGCAGAUGAUGGUUUUUUAUACUCCAUUAAGGACCUAGAGAACUUGUGUAGGUAUUACGAAUAUUCAGGUGUACUCCUUACCAUAGUUCCCUUAAGUGUGUUGCACUAUUUUAUGUGUUACUGCUUACUGGUGGUACUGUAAAAUGACAUGUAAUCGUACGACUGGUAAUGAAUUUUCAUUGCAAUACUAACAGAGAAUAUUUCGUUAUACCGCUUAGCUAUAUUUAUCCGGAUCAAUUUUUUGGUUUGACCUAAUUCUUCGAUUUACUACGGAAUAUAUUUUCUAAGAACCCAAUUAUAAAGAAAUAAUAAUCGAUGCCAAAAGUUUACCUAUAUAAAUAAAAUAUUCAUAUUGUUAUUUGCAAUUCGUACGAUUAUACGUUAUUGCACAAGAUUUCUUCGUUAAUCGAAGAACUGCUUACUAUUGUUCGAGCUAGUGUGUAAUUAUAUUACGUGUGUCUGCUGUGAAAAGAAACAUCGUUGUCAGGGAAAGGUAUUCCAGUUAUCAUUGUAUUCUUUGUUGCAGAUUAAUUUUUGCGAGGUUAAAUCUUUUAAUUCUCAUUACCUCUUCUCGACAAGACCACAAUUUUAGAUUAUUGAUUUCAGUAUCUCCAUAAACACCGAUAAAUUGAUUAACGUUGCUAAAUUUACAAUUUAUAACAAAGAACAGAAUAAAUUCUACGCCUUAGGUGUUGGUAUGUCAAUUUUUAAAUUAUGGACAUCCUUAAAAAUGUUAAAAUGUCUAGGCAGUCCGAUAAAAGCCUAUGUCCAAUUGUCUUCCCUUGUUGAAUGCAUUAUCAACAUUUAUGGGAUGUUAAACGGAUGUAAAAGAAAUGAGAAUCAACCCCUAAGGAGUAUUUGAAUUGUCUGUUGGCUCUAUGACAAUUUUUUUAAAGUUUUAACACUCCCUAGAAUUGUCGUCAAGAUAUUUUAUCGGUGUCUUCUGUAGAGGCUUUAAUUUUAGUUAGUCGUAAGUCGCACUUCUGACAGUACAAGCGAAAAAUGAGAAGAUACGUUAAUACUUGCUUGGUAAUAAUUACCUACGCGUUAUCUUAAUGAUUAUGUAGAACAUAAAGUAUGUAACUUUCGUUUCAUUUUUUUUAUUUUAUUUUUUAAUCUUAAAUCUCUCGCCGAGUAGAUUUGCCCAAUUAACGUCCAGAUUCCUGUUAUCCCAAUUAUAUAUAAUUUCCCUUAUAGAAAAUAAAUAUACGAAUUAAA